Aspergillus melleus is the source of this 1283-nucleotide messenger RNA. RefSeq lists its product as uncharacterized. The coding region runs from base 117 to 1187 and encodes 356 amino acids. The record is from RefSeq and is a predicted model, not a curated record. NCBI's taxonomy places the organism in Eukaryota, Fungi, Ascomycota, Eurotiomycetes, Eurotiales, Aspergillaceae. The transcript has a single exon.
GGCAGGCAAUAUAAAUAGUAUUUCCCAACGGGACUCUCUCUAUCUUGGAGCCUUUGUACCAUCGGUGGCCUCUAGAUUUAUCCUAUCUUUCUUCAUACGACACAACCAUACCCACCAUGCCCUCUGACGCCACAGUGAUCGACGGAUGCGGUCUGUGCAAUCGACUCGCUAGUCCCUAUGUAUGCGAAACCUGCCAGCUUGUCUCCUACUGUAGCGAAGAGCAUAUGCAGGAGCAUAAGCAUGCACAUCAAAGGGUCUGCUGCCGAAUAGACGACAUCCGUCGGGAGGCCGAGCGAUACCAGCUUCGCGAUGAAGAUGGGAAUGUCAUACGUCCUCAAGAUUUGGACACAACAGAAGACGAGGGCUGGCGGUAUCGCUCGGAAAAUCUCGAAUACACCACAAGUCACAUGCUAUUGAUCCAGGAGAUCGAGCAGUUGAGCACUCGGCCAGCACUGAAAGCACGAUUGGAGCUUAUGUUGAAGACCGGUCACUUGUAUCGUAAUGAUGCUGAAAAUGCGAUGGACAUACUAUGUCUGCACUUUCGGCUGGGUCGGCAUGCGGAGUUUUACAAUCUCGUGAAGACCCAUACCACAAAGUCUCCUGCAUCCGUCUUGUCCACCUUUGGGACCGGAUACACGUUCCAGGAUUGGCUGAAAACAAUCGAUGAGACGCCAGAUCUAUUCGAGGAUGUCCAAUGGCUGAUAUCCUCUGACUACCAUGUCGACAUUGUGCUAUUGGUAAUGCUACUCAAGCUUGACAUGCUCUUUGAUUUGGUAGCGGCAGAGACAGCCACCGAUACAGUCGGAUCCAGAGUUCCCCGCGAGAUCCUUGACCACAUCGUCUCAUUUGCUGUCACUACGUCGGCCGUUGCGGACAGCCCCAAGUUUCUCUCCCUUGACCAUACUGAGCAGAUCAGGAUCCUCCGCGAUCAGAUCCAGGAACUGUAUACCGCAAUUUCGAGAAGGAAAUUCAACGUAUGGGAUUCCGUGAUCAAGUACAAAAAGUCCGGCUGGGGCGAUAGUUGUCCAGAACACAUCGACUUUCCCAGUGGCUGCCAGUCCACAUUCAGAUGUGGCCCUCAUUACGCGUUGGACUUCUGGCAUGAAAGGCCAUGGGCUCUGAAGUACAUCUCGAAACUUGCCCCCAAUACAUAUGUCUGCGGUGAUGAGAUUCUUCCAGGAGCAUAGGUAAACGGAACGUGUUUUCAUUUCAUUACAACUCCCAAUUCUUCCACUCACUCCAAUUAUUCCAGCAAGUACCCCAGCAAAUUAGGUUUUCCAGAU